Triticum dicoccoides is the source of this 2679-nucleotide messenger RNA. Its product is annotated as putative receptor protein kinase ZmPK1. Gene Ontology annotation, biological process: recognition of pollen; protein phosphorylation. Gene Ontology annotation, molecular function: protein serine/threonine kinase activity; ATP binding. Lineage: Eukaryota; Viridiplantae; Streptophyta; Magnoliopsida; Poales; Poaceae. The record is from RefSeq and is a predicted model, not a curated record. The transcript has a single exon. The coding region runs from base 1 to 2430 and encodes 809 amino acids.
AUGGAUGGACGCUCCACCCCUCUGCUCCUACUACUUACCUUGGUCCUUCUCUUUCUUCGCGUCUCCGCUCGCGAAUUCCUCUCGCCGGGCUCCUCUAUGUCCGUAGAGGAUAGCUCCGACGUCCUCCGCUCACCGGAUGGUACUUUCACCUGCGGCUUCAACAACAUUUCUCAAACUGCCUCCAUCUUCUCCAUUUGGUACUCCAACACGGCUGAAAGAACGGUGGUCUGGAGCGCGAAUCAUCUCCACCCCGUUUACUUCAAGCGAUCCCGAGUCACGCUAGAUGCGGAUGGCCGGAUGGCCGUAGAAGACUACGAUGGCCGCCCCGUCUGGGAGAACAAUGUGUCGUCUUCUUCGAGUGCCCAGCAAGCUCAGCUGCUCGACACUGGGAACCUCGUCGUCAAAGGCCAAGGUGAUAUCAUUCUGUGGCAAAGUUUCCAUUCUCCUACCGACACAUUGCUGCCCUAUCAGAACAUUACUAGUGCUGCAAAGUUGGUAUCUGCUAGUAGGCUACUUGUCCCUGGCCGCUACAGCUUCCAUUUUGAUGAUGAACAUAUACUCACACUGUUUGAUGAUGAGAAGGAUAUCUCUUUAAAAUAUUGGCCAAUUCCUAGUAAUGAUAUAUGGACAAAGAAAAGAAAUGCCUUUAGUACUACCGCAAUUGGAGUCCUUGAUAGCUCGGGGUAUUUUCUUGGUAGUGACAACUUAACUCUUAAGGCUGUUGAUUGGGGUCAUGGGGUUAUGAGGAGACUAACGUUGGAUUAUGAUGGCAACCUUAGAUUAUACAGUCUAAAUAAGAUAGAUGGAACAUGGUCGGUCACGUGGAUGGCAUAUCAACAGACCUGCUGUGUUCUUGGUUUGUGUGGCAUUAAUGGAAUAUGUGUGUACACUCCCCAGCCUGCUUGUGCUUGUGCCCCUGGACAUGAGAUAAUCGACCCCAGUGACCGGAGCCAAGGUUGCAGACCAAAAUUUAAUCUCAGUUGUGAUGGACAGGAGAUGUUUCUGAAGCUACCCGCCACCGACUUCCAUGGUAAUGAUCUUAGAUUGAAUACCAUAGUUUCAUUUGAUGAAUGCAAGAAGAUAUGCUUGAAGGACUGCAAUUGCAAAGGUUUUGCAUACUGGCAAGGAACCGGGCUUUGCUAUCCAAAGGGGACCCUUGUUGGGGGUGUAACCGGGCCAAGUAUUGUUGGUGGUUCUAUCCAUCUCAAGAUUCCUAAGACGCUACAGGUCCCAAGGUCCUCAAUUCCUCACUCGCAACCUUUUGGUCCUAAAUAUGUUCCUAAUUGUAGUGUAAAGAGCAAACAUUUCACAGUAAACUUUGGGGAUCAACCUAAAAGCAGUCAAAAUGGAUCACACUCACAUUACCUGUUCUUGGCGUAUGGGUUCUUGUUAGCGAUAUUUUGUGUGGAGUUAAUAUUUGUGGCACUAGGAUGCUGGUUUUUGUUCAUAAGGGAAGGGAAAAAGUUAAUGGGGGUAUGGCCAGCUGAGGUUGGCUAUGAAAUGGUAACCAACCAUUUUCGCAGAUAUACUUACAAGGAGUUGCAGAGAGCAACUCAAAAGUUCAAGGAUCGAAUUGGAUGUGGGGCAUCUGGUCUUGUAUACAAGGGCGUCUUGAAAGACAAGAGGGCCAUAGCAGUGAAAACUUUGGCAGACAUACACCAAGGGGAAGAAGAAUUCCAGCAUGAACUGAGUGUGAUUGGAAGGAUUUACCAUAUGAAUUUGGUGAGGGUUUGGGGAUUCUGUUCUGAUGGACCACACAGAAUAUUGGUUUUGGAGUAUGUUGAGAAUGGUUCUUUGGAUAAAACCUUGUUUAGUAGUGAAAGGUUACUUGGAUGGAGUGAAAGAUUUAAGAUUGCUCUAGGGGUGGCAAGAGGAUUGGCCUAUCUUCAUCAUGAGUGCUUGGAGUGGGUUAUCCAUUGUGACAUCAAGCCUGAAAAUAUAUUGUUGGAUGAUAACUUGGAGCCAAAGAUCAGCGACUUUGGCCUUGCAAAACUUGUGAACAGAAGUGGAUCCAAUAAAAAUGUAUCAAGAAUUCAUGGAACUAGAGGUUAUAUUGCUCCCGAGUGGGUUUCUAGCCAGCCAAUAACAUCAAAGGUUGACGUCUACAGCUUCGGAGUGGUUCUCCUAGAACUACUCAUGGGGGCUCGUGUUUCAGACUGGGCAUCAAAUGCCGGCGAGGAAGUGGAAAUGGUCCUUGGAACGGUCGUUAGGAUGCUUACAAAAAAUAUGAUGCUGGAGGGAAGCCAACACUUAUGGCUUCCUGACUUCAUUGACUUGAGGUUGAACGGCCAGUUCGAUAGACUGCAAGCAAGAACGAUGGUCAAGUUGACUGUCUCAUGCCUAGAAGAAGACAGUAGAAAAAGGCCCACCAUGGAAAAUCUUGUACAGAUGCUUGUGUCGGUUGAUGAAGCUAGUGGCACAAUGCAGUAGUAUGGUGCCAACAAAAAGGGGGUUGACGCUUUACACAGCAUGCCAUAUAUGGUUAUUUUUUGAUCCAAAACAAGAUACUGGGAUGUGUAUCAUGUAUUAUUAUCGUUGUCAUUGUCAUUGUAGUUGUAUACUUAGUAAGUUUCACUUUUCUUUUGGUUCGUGCUAAACUUGUUUAGUACACCGAGUGGAGUCGUGUUGGGUGUGCCUUGGAAUUCUUCAACGAAUUGAACACCGAGUCGGUUUGUAAGG